Molecule: messenger RNA, 2010 nt
Organism: Aspergillus bombycis
Lineage: Eukaryota; Fungi; Ascomycota; Eurotiomycetes; Eurotiales; Aspergillaceae
Exons: 5
Coding region: 1-2010 (669 amino acids)
Molecular function (GO): protein binding
Source: RefSeq, a predicted model, not a curated record
AUGGCCUCCAACCGAUCCCGGCGUAUCGCAAAGGAAAUAGCCGAUAUUCACGCAGAUGCGCAGUCGGGGAUCACAGCCGAACCAGUAGGCGGCGAUGAAGACCUCACACAUCUACGGGGUACAUUUCCGGGGCCCCCAGGUACCCCAUAUGAGGGUGGUACCUACGCUGUGGAUAUAAAAAUACCAACGGACUAUCCAUUUCGGCCGCCAGUAAUGAAAUUCCAGACCAAGGUCUGGCAUCCAAACAUCAGUAGCCAAACGGGAGCUAUUUGCCUUGAUACUCUGUCGUCCGCUUGGUCCCCCGUUCUCACCAUCAAGUCCGCUCUGUUGUCACUACAGUCUCUGCUUAGCACACCCGAGCCUAAGGACCCUCAAGACGCCGAGGUCGCUACGAUGCUGCUACGGAAACCAAAGGAAUUUGAGAGAGUCGCACAAACCUGGGCUGCCCUGUAUGCUGGGGCUCCUAGCAAGACUGCGGGAGAGGGCAGUGGUGGCGCCACUAACGAGUCGCUGCGACAACAAGAGCUUAAGUCAAAGGAAGAAGAGGAUAAGGAAGACUUGACUAAAUACGAUGGGUACAAUAAGGACUUGAUCGACCGCUUCUGCAGCAUGGGCUUCGAUGUGGACCGUGUAGUGGCUGCCUUCAAGUACUACGGCGUUGAUCGGAUGAACGGAGAAGACUACGAGCUGGAGGAGGCUUACAUGGGUGACAUUACCGCACGGCUACUGGGGCACAUCCCUUCACCCACCAUGAUUGAAGACGAUUUCUACCGCUCCUCAUCCCAGUUCCGACUUUGGUCCUACACAGAGACAUCCUUACAAUCCCUACGCGCAACGACAAACGCAAACGCCAGUGAGCGCGUACGGUCUGCGCUCCGGAAAUCGCGAGAAGCGCAACGAUCAGCCACCUCAUCCGCAGCCGGAACACCAGCAGCAAACCAGAAUGGAAGCGACGCAGACAGUAAAGCCGGCGGCGAUGAGACGGAGAUCGAGUGCCUAACACCCGAAGAAGAGCACCAGCUGGUGCGAUACUUCUGCGAACAGAUCAUAGAGCUGGGGGAGAUGUACAAACCCCCACUUCCAACAAUAGUCCGGGCCACAGCAAUCCAAUACCUCCGACGCUUCUACCUAACCAACUCCCCAAUGACCUACCACCCGAAAUCCAUCAUGCUCUGCGCGCUCUUCCUCGCCACAAAAACAGACAACUACUACCUCUCCCUCCGCCAAUUCGCAGAAGUCAUCCCCGGCGGCACAACACCGGAAGACUUAAUCCAGCCCGAAUUCUUGGUUAUGCAAAGCCUCCGCUUCACCUUCGACGUCCGUCACCCCUUCCGCGGCCUCGAAGGCGGCAUCAUGGAACUCCAAGCCAUAGCCCAAGGCAUGGGCCAACCAGCCCCCCACUUCCCAACCCAGACACCAGACGACCUCAAACGCAGACUCCAUUCCCUGCCCCCAUCGCCAACAACAUCCUCAUCCUCCACCACAGACCGACUCGCCCGCGCGCACCACAGCACCCGCGAGACCCUCAAAUCCGCGGCCCAAAUGACAGAUGCUUAUUUCCUCUACACGCCGUCCCAGAUCUGGCUCGCUGCACUCAUGAUUGCGGACAAGCCGUUGGCGGAAUUUUACCUCGAGACUAAGCUGGGCGGACCCCAGGAGCAGCAACAAGGAUCCCCGCUUUACGAGCUGCGGACGAAGCUCCUCCGCAUCUUGACCAACUGUUCUGACCUCCUCCAGGCGUAUAAACCCCUCGCCUCAGAUCCAGACCAGAAGAAAAACCUACGACGCAUCCGGAAGAAACUCUCCCACUGCCAGAACCCGGAGAAGGCUGGCGUAGCGGGUCAGAAGCGUAUCCCUGCGGCGGCGGCUGCAGCAGUCGCAGCGGCUGGGGAUCCGGCGACCUCUGAGAGUGAAAUGGAGCGUCUGUCAAAGAAGCGGAAAUUGGACGGGGGGCGGCCGAACGAUAUAUUUGGAGGUGAAUUAGUGACGCAACGAACGAAGGAGGCAUAA